GCGAGGCGCGAGGCGUUCACCUGGAGGCAGCACAGCCUCUGGCCGCGGCUCCCCCCACCCCCGCCCCUGCACCCCGAGGCCAUGGAUGAGGAGCGCGCCCUCUACAUCGUCCGGGCCGGCGAGGCGGGGGCUAUCGAGCGGGUCCUGCGGGAUUACAGCGAGAAGCAUAGGGCUACUUUCAAAUUUGAAUCAACCGAUGAAGAUAAACGAAAGAAACUCUGCGAAGGCAUAUUUAAAGUCCUUGUAAAGGACAUCCCAACAACAUGUCAAGUGUCCUGCCUGGAAGUUCUCCGCAUUCUCUCUAGAGACAAAAAGAUUUUAGUUCCUGUUACAACCAAGGAAAACAUGCAGAUACUAUUGCGACUAGCCAAGCUAAACGAAUCAGAUGAUUCUUUGGAGAAUGUGUCUGAAUUUCCAGUUAUCGUGGAGUCAUUGAAAUGUCUGUGUAACAUAGUUUUCAAUAGUCAAAUGGCACAGCAGCUCAGUCUGGAACUUAAUCUUGCUGCAAAGCUUUGUAACCUCCUGAGACAGUGCAAGGACCGAAAAUUUAUUAAUGACAUUAAGUGCUUUGACUUGCGCUUGCUCUUCCUCUUGUCACUUUUGCACACCGACAUCAGGUCACAAUUGCGCUAUGAGCUCCAAGGACUACCGCUGCUAACCCAGAUUUUGGAAAGUGCCUUUAGCAUCAAGUGGACCGAUGAGUAUGAAUCGUCCAUAGACCAUAAUGGACCUCCUCUAUCAGCUCAGGAGACAGACUGUGCCAUUGAGGCCCUCAAAGCUCUCUUCAAUGUGACAGUAGACAGUUGGAAAGUACAAAAAGAGAGUGAUUCUCAUCAGUUUCGAGUCAUGGCAGCUGUCCUUCGCCAUUGUUUACUAAUUGUAGGUCCAACUGAAGACAAAACAGAAGAGCUGCACAGCAAUGCAGUCAACCUUUUAAGCAACGUUCCGGUCUCUUGUUUGGAUGUUCUCAUUUGUCCAUUAACCCAUGAAGAAACUGCACAAGAGGCAACAACGCUAGAUGAAAUGCCCAAUGAUAAGACAGAUGAGAAAGAAACAGUUUUGAAAAACAAUACCAUGGUAUACAAUGGUAUGAAUAUGGAGGCCAUUCAUGUUUUACUCAAUUUUAUGGAGAAAAGAAUAGACAAGGGAAGCAGCUAUAGAGAGGGUCUAACUCCAGUUCUCAGCUUAUUAACAGAAUGUUCUCGAGCCCAUCGAAACAUCAGAAAAUUUCUCAAAGAUCAGGUUUUACCACCACUAAGGGAUGUGACAAAUCGACCUGAAGUUGGCUCAACUAUGAGAAAUAAGCUGGUGCGCCUCAUGACACAUGUUGACCUCGGAGUCAAGCAAAUUGCUGCUGAAUUCCUAUUUGUCCUUUGUAAAGAGAGAGUGGAUAGUCUGCUGAAAUAUACUGGCUAUGGGAAUGCUGCAGGACUGUUGGCGGCCAGGGGCCUCUUGGCUGGAGGAAGAGGAGAUAAUUGGUACUCAGAGGACGAGGACACAGACACUGAAGAAUACAAAAAUGCAAAACCAAACAUUAAUCUUAUCACUGGUCAUUUAGAGGAACCAAUGCCAAACCCCAUAGAUGAAAUGACAGAAGAACAAAAAGAAUAUGAAGCCAUGAAACUUGUCAACAUGCUUGAUAAACUUUCCAGAGAGGAGUUGCUGAAGCCAAUGGGACUCAAGCCUGACGGCACAAUAACGCCUUUGGAGGAAGCACUCAGCCAGUACUCUGUCAUCGAAGAGACCAGCUCCGACACAGACUGAAAACAUCACCUGCUCAACUCUUCAUACUGCUUUCAUCAGCAUCUUUUCUCUGUAGCUCCAGGGGAAUCUUUUCUCUAAAACAUUUUUGCCCUUGCUUUGGCUAGAAACACAUUAACUGGUUUACUCAUUGAGGACCCAGCAUAUUUAAGACAUGAUCCUGUGUUUUUGCAAGACUGAGGCAUUCGUACAGAGCUGCAGGUAGACAGAGUUGCAUUGGCUAGCUGCAGAGGGGAAAUCAUUCCAUUUCAUCAGGAGGAAACCCAAGGACUUUUCACAAAGCAGCCUUGGCUGAAUCUGGCCAUUCUGUUUUGCUAAGAUUCUUAACAGAAGAUUCAGCCAUGUCCUCCCUCUGACUCGCAUGAGCUGCCCCCCCCACAGCUUUGUCAAACAGAGGGAGGCGUGAAAGAAGCAAAGGGAGUAGUGCUUAGUAAGGGCUGAGGCAAGCGCUGUGCAUGAUCAGGACUGACUGACGAGGUGGAAGCCAAGUGGCUGCUCCAUAAUCCUGCCCCACUCUCAGUUAAGUUUUCAAACAUACACACACACACACACACACACACACACACACACAC
Suncus etruscus (white-toothed pygmy shrew) is the source of this 2333-nucleotide messenger RNA. RefSeq names its product RIC8 guanine nucleotide exchange factor B (gene RIC8B). Gene Ontology annotation, molecular function: G-protein alpha-subunit binding; guanyl-nucleotide exchange factor activity. Bases 82 to 1764 code for a protein of 560 amino acids. Gene Ontology annotation, biological process: G protein-coupled receptor signaling pathway. The transcript has 10 exons. Gene Ontology annotation, cellular component: cytoplasm; plasma membrane. NCBI's taxonomy places the organism in Eukaryota, Metazoa, Chordata, Mammalia, Eulipotyphla, Soricidae. The record is from RefSeq and is a predicted model, not a curated record.